AUUUUAUUUUUUUCAAAUUUUAUGGACGGUUAGUUAACUGUAUGCGCUGUUAAGUUUCCUGCUAAUUUGCUCUGAUUCUUUAGCUGAAUUAUGCGAGAUUGUCUCAGAAAUGGUGAAUCUUUUAUUUUGGGGAGGUAAAAGUUCUUUUCCUUUUCAACUGGUUUUCUCGGUAAAUUGAUGAUCCUUUUCAUUUAGCGUAGGGGAAUUAUGAUUUUUUCCUCGAUAAGUCUAUGACAGAGAAGCAUGUUGGAAUUUUGUUGUUAAUUUCUUGAUGUUCUUAAUUAUAUAUUGUUAAUAUCUUUUUGUAUCUCAAUUAUGAUUAGUUUUGAUUGCAUGAAAUCUUAUUUUCAUUUGGGUAUUGAAAAUCCGUUGUUUUGGGCGGCCAACAUGUUGCUCAUGCUGAGACUUCAAAGUGGGAAAUAUUUGAUGGAACGGGAUGAUAAGUUUUUCAGUUACUAUUUAUUUAGUGGAGUGUGAAUGGAAUGGCUGUGUGUAGGCUUAGUCAGGAAUGUAUAAUAGGCAAGAUGUUCGAAAUGUGACGAGCUGUGGUCCUUCGAGGGCACUCCCGGAUAAUGCUAGUUUGUUUGAGAAGGGAUUGGCUCAAAAAGUAUCUCCCCCAUGUCGAGAUGAUGACAAAGAUGGACAUUAGAUUUUUGCACUUGGAGAGAAUUUAACUUCUCGCUGUAAUUACGCGUAAUCACUUAUUGAAGAGCUUCUUUUCUACAUUUUGUUUUGUCUCAUUUGCUUACUUCGUGAAAGACUAUAACAGGCUAGAUGAUAUCUGAGUGUAUUGUAACAUUGUCUUUGUCUUUUCUGUUGUCACUUUCCUUGAUUUUUACCACCUAAAGUUCAUUUAGUUUUUAGAUUGCAUUGAUUUUCAAGAUCAAUCUUAUAGAUGAAGUUUCACAUUGACAUACAGUCCUAGUUUUACAGAAGUUAAAAUCUCUUUUACUUCAUUUAUUCAUAAAGUUUUGGAGUGGCAGAAAUCAUGGGAAAAUCAAUUUUUCAGCUGCCAAUAAUUCAUUAUUCCUGGUGGCCGAAAUAUAUUUUACUAACCCUCUUCUUUCCACCUCCCAAAGUGAAGUUAACAAAAAAGAAGACAGCUGAAAAAGUUCUCAUCUUGAUCCUAGUACUCGCACAAUCUAUCUAUUUUUUUUUUUUUCAGAAGCCCAAAUUUAUCGUUUCCCUUCUACCUCCCAGUGUUUUAAUAAGAUUUAUGUUAGUUGAGCUGGAAUCUUGUAUUCCAUUUACUCUUGAUGCAUCUACUAUUUUAUUUCUUCCCAAAUUCAACCUUCCUUUACAGCUUAUGGUUUUCUGCUCUUGUUUUUGCAGACAAGAUCUACCGAAAAGUUGGUGAAGGCACCUUUGGUCAGGUUCUGGAGUGCUGGGACAGGGAAACUAAAGAAAUGGUUGCUAUAAAAGUAGUUCGAAGUAUCAAGAAAUACCGGGAAGCGGCAAUGAUGGAACUUGAUGUGCUCCAGUUGCUUGGUAAAUAUGGCAGAUAUGGUGGCCAUUGUGUUCAAUUACGGAACUGGUUUGACUAUCGCAAUCAUAUCUGCAUUGUAUUCGAGAUGCUUGGACCAAGCUUGUAUGAUUUUCUUUGGAAAAGUAAUUAUCGCCCCUUUUCAGUUGACCUUGUCCAGGAGCUUGGCAGACAACUAUUGGAAUGUGUAGCAUUUACGCAUGAUUUGCGUCUCAUCCAUACUGACUUGAAGCCUGAGAAUAUACUUUUUGUUUCCCCAGCAUAUGCAAAAAUACCUGACUACAAGAGGGAACUUGCUACAAGGGGUUGCCAAAAUCAAGUGCCAUCAAGGUUAUUGAUUUGGAUAGUACUGUAUAUGAGCAUCAAGAUGAUAACUCCAUUGUCUCCACAAGGCACUAUCGAGCACCUGAGGAUUAGGAUGGAGUUACCCAUGUGACAUAUGGAGUGUUGGUUGUAUCUUGGUGGAACUGUGCUCUGUAUGUUUAUUGUUAUAAAGCUUAUUAUUGCAAAUUUCAGAUGCUAGAUGGUAAGAAUGGUACAAAUAUACUUGUUUAGAGGGAGAAGCUUUGUUUCAAACUCAUGAGAACUUGGAGCACCUUGCCAUGAUGGAGAAGGUUUUGGGUCCAUUGCCUCAGAACAUGUUAAAAAGAGUGGAGUUUGUGUAUUUAUACUCUCAGUGCUGCAAAAUCAUUUUUCUUAUAGUCUUGGUUCUUUUUGUCAAGUCGGCAUCCUGAGAAGUAUGUCAAAAGGGGUAGACUGGAUUUACCAGAGGAUGCUACCUCAAGGGAGAGCAUUAAAGCUGUUUUGAAGUUGCCUCGUCUUCAGAAUCUGGUGAUGCAGCAUGUAGAUCACUCUGCAGGGGAUUUGAUUGACCUAUUGCAAGGUGUUCUUAAAUUUGACCGUUGCAGUCGAUUAACUGCUCAUCAAGCCCUCAGGCAUCCCUUCUUCACCAGAGAUCAUUGCCUGAGAUUCUUAAGGGUUUUAUUUUUUUAUUUUUUAUUUUUUAGUAUUUUUCUUCAACGCUGGUUUUUAUAUUGCUUGCUCAAAUUGUGUAGAUUUGGUCCAGGCUUAGGCAAGAGGGCUAUGUGGUUGGUGAUGAAUUCUGCGUGACUCCUUUAAUAGAGAAAAGGGCGGACCGGGAUUCUUGGGUCUCUAUAGUUUUUUGUUAGCUUUGUAUUAGCUAAUAGAGAAAAGGGCGGACCAGGAUUCUUGGGUUUCUGUAGUUUUUUGUUGGAAAGGCAUUCUCCCCUGAUCCUUGUAGAAGAUGUUCCGUCUUAAAUUGUAUGGGAGAUGGAGAAUGGAAUUAAAAAAGAAAUGUGGAUGAGACUAAGAAAAAGAGAGUUGACCAA
Messenger RNA from Theobroma umbraticum, 2832 nucleotides. Its product is annotated as serine/threonine-protein kinase AFC2-like. Gene Ontology annotation, molecular function: ATP binding; protein serine/threonine kinase activity. The record is from RefSeq and is a predicted model, not a curated record. NCBI's taxonomy places the organism in Eukaryota, Viridiplantae, Streptophyta, Magnoliopsida, Malvales, Malvaceae. Gene Ontology annotation, biological process: protein phosphorylation. Gene Ontology annotation, cellular component: nucleus.